AUGGAGCUGCAGGAGGAUGCUAAGAAGGCCGGCAUCACAGUCAUGAACGAGAUCGGUCUUGAUCCCAUCCUGAUAUUAACCUACGUCCAGGGAAUUGAUCACUUGUAUGCCGUCAAGACCAUCUCAGAGGUCCAUGAAGCCGGUGGCAAGGUCACAUCCUUCCUGUCCUACUGUGGUGGUCUGCCUGCCCCAGAAUGCUCCGACAACCCACUCGGCUACAAAUUCUCCUGGUCCAGCAGAGGCAUGCUUCUCGCCCUCCGCAAUGACGCAAAGUACUAUGAGGACGGCAAGAUCGUCUCCAUCCCCGGCCCCGAGCUCAUGGGCACCGCAAAGCCAUACUUCAUCUACCCUGGUUUCGCCUUCGUUGCCUACGCCAACCGCGACUCAACCCCUUACAAGGAACGCUACCAGAUGCCCGAAGCCCAGACCAUUGUCCGUGGCACUCUUCGCUUCCAGGGCUUCCCGCAGAUGAUCCGCACCCUGGUUGAUCUAGGUUUCCUCAAGGAGGACGAGAAGGAGUUCAUGAAGACGCCUAUUCCAUGGAAGGAGGCCAUGAAGCAGCUUCUCGGCGCCACUUCGUCGGACGAGAAGGAUCUGCAGUGGGCCAUCUCCUCCAAGACCAAGUUCGCUGAUAACGAGGAGAAGGACCGUAUCAUGGCUGCGCUGCGAUGGAUUGGUGUUUUCUCCGAUGAGAAGAUCACGCCUCGCAAUAACCCGCUUGAUACCCUUUGUGCUACCCUCGAGCAGAAGAUGCAGUACGGUCCCGGCGAGAGGGAUAUGGUCAUGUUGCAGCACCGAUUCGAGAUCGAGAACAAGGAUGGUUCCAAGGAGACCCGUACCAGCACCUUGUGCGACUAUGGUGAUCCAAACGGUUACUCGGCCAUGGCUAAGCUCGUCGGUAUCCCUUGUGCCGUUGCUGUCAGACAGGUUCUUGACGGCACUCUUAGCGAGAAGGGUAUCCUUGCUCCCAUGAACAUGAAGAUCUGCGGGCCCUUGAUCAAGGCUUUGAAGGAGGAGUACGGUAUCGAGAUGAUCGAGAAGACUCUCUAA
Trichophyton verrucosum HKI 0517 is the source of this 1050-nucleotide messenger RNA. RefSeq lists its product as uncharacterized. The transcript is spliced from 4 exons. Bases 1 to 1050 code for a protein of 349 amino acids. The record is from RefSeq and is a predicted model, not a curated record. NCBI's taxonomy places the organism in Eukaryota, Fungi, Ascomycota, Eurotiomycetes, Onygenales, Arthrodermataceae. Gene Ontology annotation, molecular function: saccharopine dehydrogenase activity. Gene Ontology annotation, cellular component: cytoplasm.